UAAAGACACUUUCACCAGAGAGAAGUUUCAUGUUUUAAGCAAGCUCAUGUGUAGCAAGCUCCUUUAACACCUCUACCGUCUCUCACUUUCAACCCCUUCGGCCGGCAAAAUGACUCUCUACAAGCUCACAGUGCUGUGUUUGACUGUGUUUGCUGUUCAGCUGGCCGAGUCUCAGGAACUUCUCCCAGCUCCGACUCUUUCAUUUAAUUAUGGUGUGAACCAGAGUGCCAUUAAGCUGUACUCGUCCGUGGACAUGACAUGCACAAUUCCAAGCGGGGCAAAGAUGCCUGCAGAGGUGCACCUCUCUUCGCUUGAUGCCACAAACAGUUCCUUGCUGUCCUAUACCCUUACAAGGCAUAGUCCGGUGAUCUUCACGCUCUUUGUGAGGCCUGAGAUUGAGAAGGCUUUCGUCUGCUGGUACAGAAAUACCGUGACCAAAGCCCUGUCUCAGUUCAGUGAAGCCAUCAACAUAACCAUAUCUGCUCUGUCCGACCCCAUUGCGGUUCUGUUUCCACCCGUGUUUCCUGUGGGGGGGAAGUACACCAUGCAGUGUGAGACACCACAGAUUGGCUACAAAAACACCACACUGAAUGUGUAUGACCGUCUCCUUCCGCUCCGUCACGGCAAUGAAUCCUUCCAAUACAUCGGAUCACGUGUUCUCGCUCCAGGAGAAUGGGGAGCCGCGGUCACUCGAACAAACGCCGGAGAAACCUACGAGUUUAUGUGUGAAAUGGAAGUGUUCCUCAAUGGGAGAACCUUGCGCUCCAGAUCCAAAAUCCUUACAGCCAUGCCAGACGAGCUCUCGGUUCAUCUGGUUCCCAAAAAUUCUGAUUCAGGGACCUGUUAUGGAGAGGCGUUUCUCAAAGUGAGAGAUGGCUGGAGACCCCUUUGUUUUGUGUCCAAAUUCUACGACUCUAUGCUCGUGGCUAGCAUCAUAUGCCGAGAGCUAGGCUGUGGACCUGCGAUAGACUACGACAGGCUUGGUUUUAAAGCUUACAACGCUAUAGGAACACCAAAUUGCACAGGAAACGAGAAGAAGAUUGCAGAGUGUCCUAUAGGUUCAGCAGAUUUUUGUGACCAAGGAACACUCAAAAUCAUCUGCUCAGACGCCCUUCCUCCUCCAACGCUUUCUCUGUCAGAACGUGAUACUUCUUCAUGGGUUUACGUCAGGACUGAAGAGUCUGUGACCCUCGGGUGCAUUUUUCAAUCGUCCAUAAAUGAUUAUGCUUACAUCACCUUCACACACAACGGACAGGACCUUUCCACCACAACAGCCUUACCCGGAAACAGAAAGACCAUGACGUUACGUGACCCAGUGCCUGAGGGAAAGUACGCCUGCUACGUACAUCCAGGAUCAUCCAAACUGUACAGGACGGAAAACAGCAAUGUGAUAGGCAUCUACAUUUAUAAUCCUCCACCUCCUGGAGCAGUCGCUGGAGGCGUCAUCACCACGGUCUUAGGUAUAGUUAUAUUUGUAUACGUCUGUGUUUAUCGUGCCAGAGAAUCAGACGUGCAAGACACUGAGCCGGAAUCAUCGCCGAGGGGCAGCACCACAACUCCACCACAGGGGGCGCCGGAGAGCACAGGGGCAAAUAUCCCGCAAGAGUAGUGCACAAUUCCACGAGUAAUGAUCAACAUCUCAGGGAUAUUAACAUUUAUAAAUCUGUAUAUAAAGGGAAAAGAUGUUUUAAUCAGAGGCAAUGUUUUCUUUACAACCACCUAAAUAAUUGUAAAAAAUUAAUUAAACCUCAUUUUUGCAAA
This is a messenger RNA of Pangasianodon hypophthalmus (striped catfish), 1761 nucleotides long. RefSeq lists its product as uncharacterized. NCBI's taxonomy places the organism in Eukaryota, Metazoa, Chordata, Actinopteri, Siluriformes, Pangasiidae. The transcript has 8 exons. Gene Ontology annotation, cellular component: membrane. Bases 110 to 1609 code for a protein of 499 amino acids. The record is from RefSeq and is a predicted model, not a curated record.